Neocloeon triangulifer is the source of this 1914-nucleotide messenger RNA. RefSeq lists its product as uncharacterized. Gene Ontology annotation, molecular function: CoA-ligase activity. The record is from RefSeq and is a predicted model, not a curated record. The coding region runs from base 114 to 1730 and encodes 538 amino acids. NCBI's taxonomy places the organism in Eukaryota, Metazoa, Arthropoda, Insecta, Ephemeroptera, Baetidae. The transcript has 12 exons.
CGCUCUUGACUUUUAGUGCUCAAAUGAAAGGGGGAGCAUAGUAGAAUAGUUUUACUACUUCAAUAUUCUCGCUUGGACUGUGAGUUGCGAAGGUCAAUUUCAUUUGUAAAAAAAUGCAGAAAGACACUAGAGUUGAAGAUAUUCCGGAGAUUCCAUUCAUGGAUUUUAUUUUUAAAGAUUUUGAUGAGAAAAUUGAAAGUUUUCAAGACCGCCCGUGGAUUGUGGAUGUUCCAUCCGGAAAAACGGUGACCUUUGGUCAGGUCAAGAAUGACGCGAUUAAAGUUGCCAGCAGUCUUGCUAGAAGAGGCUUCAAGCAAGGCGACACGCUUUACUUUGUGACAUAUGAAAUGGCAGAACUGUUUUUGGUAAAAAUCGGUGUUUGGUUGUUGGGCGGCGUGGUGCGAGGGUGCUAUCAAAGAGAAAUCGCUGAUGUCUAUGCGGAUCAGAUAAAAGGAAGCUUGGCAAAGUUCGUACUGGUGGAUUCAGAUACCAUUAGAGUAAUUCACGCUGCUUUGGAGUCAGUUGACUUUGAUGUAUGUCUGAUAAGCUUGGGAAAAGAACCUAUUCCAGGCACUUCCCACCUUUCAAAAUUGCUUGCCGAUGAUGACUCAGCAUUUCAAAAACCUGAAAACAUCAACAUUAAAGAGGAUAUGGUUGCGGUCAUAAACACAAGUGGAUCAACAGGAUACCCUAAAGGUGUGGUGCACACACACUACUCAUGUGUUGGUUUCAUUACAAAUCUCGGGUACAUGAGGACAGAGAGCACACUUCUUGAGUUCUUAAGUAAUUAUGGAAUAGGGGCUUUUGGUAUGGUGAUGCACGCUCUAAAAACUGGAAAAACCAUUUACCAUAUUAAUAAAUUUGAUCGGUCCCAAUACUGCCAACAAAUAUUAAAAUACAAGCCGGAAAGCCUACUGAUAUAUCCCUUUGUGGCCAAUUGGUUUGCUCAGUGUGAAAGAGAACUAAAAAAUUUGAGGUCAAAAAAUUUCAUAAACAUGGUUAUGAUUGGUGGCUGGGUACUCGAUUGUGCAACAGCAGACAAGAUCAGUGAUGAAUUGCCAAAUGCCCAUCUCCAGCAGAAUUAUGGUAUGACAGAAAUUCUUUUUGCAACUUGCACCAAGAUUACCGAGAAACCGGAAAAGUUUGAGCGCUGCAUAGUUGAAGGUCAGAGAGUUACAUCAUCCGGACAUUUCAUGCCAAAAUAUGAAGGAAAAGUUUUGGACCUGUCAACAGGAAAAGAGUUGGGCCCUCUUGAAGUAGGUGAGUUGUACAUCCGAUCACCUUGCAUCACAACAGGAUACUUGAAACCUGGCAAUCAGGUUGAUUCACCAAUAGACAAAGACGGCUGGUUUCAAACAGGAGAUUUAGGAUUUAUGGAUGCAAAAGGGAACGUUUACAUCAAGGACAGAGUUAAAUUUUCCUAUAAAUACUUUUCAGCGUUUAUAUUGCCAACUGAAAUUGAAGCUGCACUGCAAGAGCACCCUGAUGUACAAGAAGCGGGCGUUGUGGGAAUUCCUAACUUAGAUACCAUUAACAUUUCAAGGGCUCUGGUUGUGCUAAAACCCGGACGAAAAUGCAGCGCAAAGGAGCUGUGCAAAUUCGUGGCCGACAGACUUCCUACGCACAAGCAACUUCACGGGGGAGUUCACUUUGUCGAGAAGCUUCCCAUGAAUAGGGGAGGAAAAUUGGACAGGAAGACCCUUAAAGAUUUAGCCCUUUCAGUCGUUUGAAAGGUUCAAUUAAAACACACAUGCUAUAUGUUAGCCGUUAUUAGCAACGAAUAAAAUAACGCCUCAAAAAUAUUUUGAAUGUUUGUGCAACUCAACCAUAUUUUGCAUGAAAUGAAAGAAUUAAACUUUUAUUAUUACUUGUAAUAAAAUGUUUAAUUGGUGUGGUUCCAUAAUAAAAUAAUAA